Prorocentrum cordatum is the source of this 450-nucleotide messenger RNA. The record is from the annotation of a GenBank genome assembly. NCBI's taxonomy places the organism in Eukaryota, Dinophyceae, Prorocentrales, Prorocentraceae.
AGCCCUUUGGCCCAAGACGCAGUCGUCAAGUUUUCACGCAGCCUCGCGCUGCGUCGAGCAGCCGCGCGUCGAAUGUGCGCGCCGGGCGCGCGUACGCUCGUGUGCGCAGCCCUCGUCGGCUGCGCCUCCGCCGCGGGCAGUGCAGUCAUGCCGGACGCGACGCCCAAGACGCAGGCUGCGCGGCAGGUGUCCGCCUCUUUCGACCCCGUGACGCUGGGCCCGUACCUGCUGAUGCAGGGGAGCGGAGGGCGUCGUGCCGGCCGCUGCCGGCGCGGCCCGCGCCCUCGGCGCGCCGCUGCGGAGCACGGCGCUGCGGAGCACGGCCCUGCGGGGCGCGGCGGUGCUGGGCGCCUCGGUGCUCGUCGCGCGCCCGCUGCUGCUGCCCAGGGCCGCCCCGCCGGCGGCGACCGCGGGCCCGUCCGCGCAUGUACCGGAUCAGCACCUGCGAGC